CGGGGAGGAAGUAUUUAUUGUUCGAGGGCACAGGAGAGCCGGGCAGCGGUGAGAUUCUCCGGAGGCUGAGCUGUGUUGCUGCACCAUGGCACCCAAGAAAGCCAAGAAGAGGGCAGAGGGGGCCAACUCCAACGUGUUCUCCAUGUUCGAGCAGACCCAGAUCCAGGAGUUCAAGGAGGCCUUCACCAUCAUGGACCAGAACCGCGACGGCUUCAUCGACAAGAAUGACCUGAGGGACACGUUUGCCGCCCUGGGGCGUGUAAAUGUGAAGAAUGAAGAAAUCGAUGAAAUGCUCAAGGAGGCCCCCGGGCCAAUUAACUUCACUGUGUUCCUUACCAUGUUUGGGGAGAAGCUAAAGGGCGCGGACCCCGAGGAGACCAUUCUCAACGCGUUCAAGGUGUUCGACCCCGAAGGCAAAGGCGUGCUCAAAGCUGACUAUGUCCGGGAGAUGCUGACCACGCAGGCAGAGAGGUUCUCCAAGGAGGAGAUGGACCAGAUGUUCACAGCCUUCCCGCCCGACGUGACCGGCAACCUGGACUACCGGAACCUGGUGCACAUCAUCACCCACGGCGAGGAGAAGGACUGAGCCGCCCGCAGCGCAGGGCUGGGAGCCCGGCUGCAAACCCCGCCCGAGCCCGGUCCAAUAAAUGCGAGGUGCGAAUCUG
This is a messenger RNA of Fukomys damarensis (Damara mole-rat), 665 nucleotides long. RefSeq names its product myosin light chain 2 (gene Myl2). The coding region runs from base 86 to 586 and encodes 166 amino acids. Gene Ontology annotation, biological process: cardiac muscle contraction; muscle cell fate specification; heart development. Gene Ontology annotation, molecular function: calcium ion binding. The transcript has 7 exons. The record is from RefSeq and is a predicted model, not a curated record. NCBI's taxonomy places the organism in Eukaryota, Metazoa, Chordata, Mammalia, Rodentia, Bathyergidae. Gene Ontology annotation, cellular component: cytoplasm; myofibril.